Messenger RNA from Ceratitis capitata (Mediterranean fruit fly), 1853 nucleotides. It is a transcript of the gene Sou, whose product is annotated as protein RMD5 homolog A. Gene Ontology annotation, biological process: proteasome-mediated ubiquitin-dependent protein catabolic process. Gene Ontology annotation, molecular function: ubiquitin protein ligase activity; protein binding. Lineage: Eukaryota; Metazoa; Arthropoda; Insecta; Diptera; Tephritidae. The record is from RefSeq and is a predicted model, not a curated record. The transcript is spliced from 4 exons. Gene Ontology annotation, cellular component: cytoplasm; GID complex; nucleus. The coding region runs from base 260 to 1573 and encodes 437 amino acids.
AAGAAAAAAUCUUUUCAGCAGAGAACGUACGCUCUCUGGUAUUUGUUUGUGAAUUUUGAAGUUUUAAAAAGGUAUUCGUUUCGGGAUAACUACAUACUCCAUUGGCUUUGAACAGAUAACAACCAUUUAAUACGCAAAUACAAAGAAAACAAAAUAGACAAAAAGGAAAAGUUCGUUUUUGGAAUUUCAUUACAUACAAAUAUCUAGGCAAAGUAAAUAAAAUAAUAUUUAUUUGAGUGUAAGUUGCUUCGCAAUUAAAAUGCAAAACGCUGAUGCAGAAGCCUUGAACGCAGUUGAAAAGGAGCUCGACCGUGUUAUAUAUAAGUUGAAGGAUAUACGUGAAAAUGCAGCAGCCGAAAUAUCUGAUGUUGCUACGCUUAUGGAAGAAUUGCAGAAAGUGUUGAACCAAGCCGAGUUGGAAAUGACGGGCACCAUAAAUACGAGCACACAAGUCGAUGCUCCAUCCGAUGUAGAUGAUCCAAUGGCAGAAGAAGCUGAUAUGCAAGUAGAAAUGGAACCUGCAAAGCCACGAUUGAAUGAGCUGCAGGUCAAACAUGUGUUGGAGACACUACAAAAAGCCAAUGAAAGACUACAAAGAUUAUCGGCUGAACAUCGUGACUUGCAUGGCGCUGUCUCCAAAGUAGGCAAAGUAAUAGAUCGUAAUUUCGUCUCAGACUUUACUGCCACCACACGUAUUGAUGCAUUGCAAGAUGAAGAGAAUCUAAUGUUAUUAAAUAAAGUUAUGGCCAAACAUUAUUGCCGUCAGGGUAUGGAUGAUGUAGCACGUUUAUUGAUCAAAGAAUCGGGCAUGCCGGAAGAUAUGGCGCAGGAAGUGUUUGACUCAGAGAGUAGCUUUGCCGAGAUUUAUCGCAUUUGGAAGGGUAUACAACAGCAAGAGUUGGGACCGGCAUUGGAGUGGGCUGAACGCCAUUCUGAACAAUUAAUUGCUAAAAACUCAACACUUGAAUUCAAAUUGCAUCGUUUGGCAUUUUUACAAAUAAUGUCGCGUGGUAUUAGCGCACAAUCGGAGGCUAUUGCUUAUGCCCGUCAAAAUUUCGGCAAAUUCAUCGAUCGUUUCGAACAUGAAAUACCAAAUUUAAUGGGCUGCUUCAUUUAUCUACCUAUGGGUAUUGAUAAUUCACCCUAUAAGCAUUUGAUUUCGCCACAAGUCUGGAUGGAGGCAUCCUAUGUGUUCAUGAAGGAUGCAUGUCACACACUGGGCAUAAGCAAGAACUCGGCACUCUCGGUAGUUAUUAAUGCGGGCUGCACAGCGCUGCCGGCUUUGCUCAAUAUUAAACAGGUUAUGCAAUCCCGUCAAGUGUUGAGCAUUUGGAAUGCGCGCGAUGAGUUGCCGAUAGAGAUCGAUCUUGAUCCAGAGUAUCGUUAUCAUUCGAUUUUCGCUUGCCCGAUUUUACGCCAACAGACAACCGAGGAUAAUCCGCCUAAGAAGUUGACUUGUGGUCAUGUUAUCUCCAAUGACGCUUUGCAUAAGCUAAGUAAUGGGCAUAUACUCAAGUGUCCCUAUUGUCCUGUAGAACAGAAUGCCGAUGACGCUGUACGAAUCUAUUUUUAAGUACUAUAUAUAUAUAUAUACAAGCACAAAUUAUAUGCUUAUUUAAUUGAAAUGCAUUAAAUAGAAAUCGUAUUAGUGUUAAUUAAAGCUACGAAACUCUACUGAGUUUCGAAGUAUGUGCGAAAUGUAAUGAUUAGAUAUAGAGUAUAUUCUGGAAAUUCAUUGGAAACAAGUUCGUGAAAGCAAAGGACUUGAAAUGUAGUCAUUUAAGAUUUUCUUUAAUAUCGUAUAUAAACGAAUUAUGUAGUUUUUUGGAAUUAAAAAUUACUUAAAAAAUUUA